Andrographis paniculata is the source of this 2226-nucleotide messenger RNA. RefSeq lists its product as uncharacterized. Gene Ontology annotation, molecular function: nucleic acid binding; RNA-DNA hybrid ribonuclease activity. Lineage: Eukaryota; Viridiplantae; Streptophyta; Magnoliopsida; Lamiales; Acanthaceae. The coding region runs from base 1 to 2226 and encodes 741 amino acids. The transcript is spliced from 5 exons. Gene Ontology annotation, biological process: DNA integration. The record is from RefSeq and is a predicted model, not a curated record.
AUGGUGGAUCUCGAACAAGCCUUCCGACGAAUGAGGCAUUAUAACUUGAAGAUGAAUCCAGCGAAGUGCGCGUUCGGAGCGGCCUCCGGAAAUUUUUUGGGUUUCAUGGUGCAUAAUAAGGGCAUUGAGGUGGAUAGUAACAAGACGAAAGCUAUCAUCAACGCCCGACCGCCUGAGAAUCUGAAACAACUUCAAGGAUUCCUUGGGCAGUUGCGGAAAACAGAAGAGUUCGUAUGGGAGCCGCUACACCAACUGGCUUUCGAAGCCAUUAAAGGAGCUAUGGCCAAUCCACCAGUGUUGAUGCCUCCGCAAGCAGGCAAACCUCUGCGCUUGUAUGUUUCCGCCACUGAGAAUACGGUUGGUUGCUUACUGGCGCAUAAAGCUCCCGAUAGAAGCGAACGUGCCAUUUUUUACCUCAGUAAGGUUGUUGCUAACUUUCUAGCAGAUCAUCGGAGUCCGGUGGCUGACCAAGCAGCUUAUCGCAUGGAAGCUGGUAUUAGUCCGAUGCCUUGGAUCUUGAAGUUCGACGGGUCCAGCACGCAGACUAAUGCUGGGGCUGGUGUAUUCAUCGAGAGUCCCUGUGGACAAAAGUGGACUGUUGCCAGGUCAUUAACACCCGGAUUCACUAACAAUCAAGCAAAAUACGAAGCCUUAUUAGUUGCAUUGAGAAUCCUACAUAAAAAGGGGGCUAAGGCGAUCAGAUUUCAAGGCGACUCACAGCUAAUUUUGAAGCAGAUUACUGGAGAGUUCCAAUGCAAAGAUGAGAGGAUGAGAAAUCUUCGAAUGGAAGCAGUUAGGAUGUUGCAAACUUUCGACGACGCGGUGGUGGAAUUCAUACCUCGAGCCAAAAACAUAAUAGCUAAUGAUUUGGCUCAAGAAGCAUCUGGGUACAAGUCAUCAGCCGCAGGAAACUUCAAAUCAGGUCGAGUACAUCUGUACCCAGUAGAUACGGAAGACUGGCGUAUGGAACUGAGGAAAUAUUUGGAACAACCAACCGGUGAAACUCCGGAAAAGCUGCGGAAAGAGGCUCUGAAGUAUCCUCUGAUUGACGGAGAUCUUUUCCGCAUAGCCACCGAUGGAAUGUUAAUGAGAUGCAUAGAUAAUCAAGAAGCCAUGAAGGUGAUGGGUGAGGUGCAUGAAGGAAUUUGUAGAGCACACAAAUCCGGGCCAGUCAUGAGAUGGACGAUCCGACGAUAUGGGUAUCUCUGGCCAUCAAUGAUAGAGGAUUGUAUCAAGUACGCUCAAGGAUGUGAAGCGUGUCAGCGACAUGGUCCUCUGGUCCAAAUUCCGGCGGAAGAAAUGCACGCAGUGGUGAAACCAUGGCCAUUCCGGGGAUGGGCGAUGGAUAUCAUCGGGAAGAUUCACCCGCUAUCUUCUAGACGCCACUUGUUCGUAUUAGUGGCCACGGACUAUUUCACAAAAUGGAUAGAAGCUGUACCGUUAGCCAAUGUGACAUAUCAGGAAGUGACCAAAUUCAUUAAGGAGCACAUUAUUCACCGGUACGAAAUCCCGCAGACGAUUACCGCCGAUCAAGGCCGCCUUCACCGCACAGCAAAUGGGAAGGCCGAAGCAGCCAACAAAUUCUUAAUUGGGGUAAUAAAAAAGGCCAUAGAAGAUAACCCGAGAAGAUGGCACGAAGUGUUAGGGGAGGCUUUAUGGGCUUGCAGGCAAUACCGAAAUAAAGCCACUGGUUGCACUCCAUUCCAACUGGUUUAUGGAGAAGAAGCGAUAUUGCCGUUGGAAAUCACGGUGCCAUCGUUACGAGUGUUAAAGCAAAAUUCGCUUAGUCCCGAGCAGUACGACACAACGAUGUUACAAAGAUUGGAUGACGUGCACGAGGAUCGGAUGAUGGCUUUGGAGAAUAUCAGGGCAAAUAAAGUGAAAGUAGCGGGAGCCUACAACACAAAGGGGAUCAGACUUGUCGGGGGCGGAAUUGGAUGUUCGAUAGUUGGAACUGUUCCACCAGGAACUGGCACCGCAUCCACUGGAGUUGAAACGUCGAAGGUCGGGGCUGCUCCAUCAACGAUCGGAAUUGGACCUGCAGAAAUGAGACCCCCCGAAGAUAAAGUUGCUCCACUAGAGCUCGAAGCUACACCGGCUAAAGCUGAGCCCUCUGGAAUCGAUGCUGCUUCCUCGGAGACGAGGACUGCUGAAGUCGAAGGCGAUUCGGAAGCAUUAUGGUCUGCUGCCACUUCUAAGGCUGACAUCAAAUCCCUCACAACGUGA